GAAAAUGAUUAGAAGUAGUGGUGCUAGUAACUCAAUUCUGCAAAAUCUGAGACUAAAAAAUCCCAAACUUUUGUUAAUAUCACAAUGCACCAACAUUCAAGAUCUCAAAAUAAUCCAUGCCCAUAUGCUAAGAACCAAUCUUUUCUUCGACAUUUUUGCAUCAAGUCGCAUAAUUGCUUUCUGCAUUGAUCACAAAACCAAAUUUCUCACUUAUGCCAUCAAAGUUUUCUCCCAAAUUCCCAAUCCCAAUAUCUUCAUUUUCAACGCAUUGAUUCGUGGUUGUUCCAAUAGUAAAAACCCAUCAAAUUCAUUUCAUUAUUACAUUCAAUCACAACGCAUUGGUCUCUUACCUGAUAACAUAACUCAUCCAUUUUUGGUUAAAGCUUGUGCUCAACUUGAGAAUUUAACAAUGGGUACUCAAAUUCAUAGUCAAAUAAUAAAGCAUGGUUUUGAAAGUGAUUUUUAUGUUCAACAUUCGCUUGUUGAUAUGUAUGUUUCUGGGUCUGAUUUAAAGGCUGCAAGAUUCAUUUUUAAGAUGAUGGGUCGAUUUGAUGUUGUUUCAUGGACUUGUAUGAUUAAGGGCUAUUGUAAAUGUGGUGAUGUUGAUUCUGCACGUGAACUGUUUGAUCGAAUGCAUGAGAAGAAUUUGGUCACUUGGAGUACUAUGAUUAGCGGUUAUGCGCGGAAUAAUCGUUUUGAUAAAGCGGUUGAAAUGUUUGAAAUUCUUCGGGCUGAAGGAGUGGUGGCUAAUGAGGUUGUGAUGGUUAGUGUGAUAUCUUCUUGUGGUCAUUUAGGUGCUCUUGCAAUUGGAGAGAAAGCUCAUGAGUAUGUGAAGAGAAAUAAUUUGGCUUUGAAUGUGAUUCUUGGAACAGCUGUUGUUGAUAUGUAUGCAAGAUGUGGGAAUGUUGAGAAAGCUAUUCGGGUUUUCGAGGAAAUAAAAGAGAAGGAUGUACUUUGUUGGACAGGUUUGAUUUCUGGAUUAGCCAUGCAUGGUUAUGCAGAGAAAGCAAUCGAGUAUUUUUAUGUAAUGGUGAAAAAUGGGAUAGUUCCUAGAGAUAUUACAUUUACUGCAGUGUUGAAAGCUUGUAGUCAUGGAGGGCUGGUUGAAAAGGGUCUAGAAAUAUUUGAAAGCAUGAAAAGAGAUCACGGGGUAGAGGCGAGAUUGGAGCAUUAUGGAUGUAUGGUUGACCUACUUGGAAGGGCAGGAAAAUUGGAAGAGGCGGAGAAGUUUAUUCUUGAAAUGCCUGUGAAGCCUAAUGCUCCAAUAUGGGGAGCACUGCUAGGAGCUUGUAGGAUUCACAGAAAUGUUGAAGUUGGAGAAAGAGUUGGAAAGAUUUUGAUCGAGAUGAAACCAGAACACAGUGGUUAUUAUGUGUUGUUGUCGAAUAUAUAUGCGCGAACAAACAAGUGGAAAGAUGCUACUGUCAUGAGAAGAUUGAUGAAGGAAAAAGGGGUUAGAAAACCACCUGGAUUUAGUCUCAUUGAGAUAGAUGGAAAAAUUCACGAGUUUACAAUAGGAGAUAAAACACAUCCAGAAAUAGAGAAAAUAGAAAGAAUGUGGGAAAAUAUACUGCAAAAAAUAAAGUUAGCAGGAUACAUAGGAAAUACUAGUGAGGCAUUGUUUGACAUAGAUGAAGAGGAGAAAGAAGAUUCACUUUACAGGCAUAGUGAGAAACUGGCCAUUGCCUAUGGAAUUAUGAAGAUUCAUGCUCCAGGGCCUAUUCGGAUUGUGAAAAACUUGCGUGUCUGUGAAGAUUGUCACACGGCUACGAAGCUAAUCUCGAAGGUUUACGAUGUAGAGUUAAUUGUGAGAGAUAGAAAUAGGUUUCAUCAUUUUAAAAAAGGUGUAUGUUCUUGUAUGGAUUACUGGUAAGAGAGCAAUGCAACCUAGUUUCAGAGUAACAUUGCAAAUGGAAGUUAUGUUAGACAAGUUGUAUGUGUGCGCUCACGCAAAAAUAAUUCGAUAAACCCCAAGAUUAAAAUUACACAGUGAUUCUAUAUGCAGUAUAAGUUGAUCUUUGAUCAUCCAUUGAUAAAGGGGAACUUUAAGAAUCAAUUCAGCCACAUCUGAAGUAAACAUGUUAUUUAUAGUUUGAUCAUUCUAAGUCUUGACCUCACAAUGAUUUAAGUGGCCGGCACAAAGAGAAUGAAUAGAUUCCGGUUGAGGGGAAGGGAGCCAAGCACUCACUCCCUCACCUAGCCAAGGAUCCUCCAUUACACUGAUAUGCAUACCAUCACCUAUUUUCUACCUACAAGCGUGCAAAAGUAUGCAUUUUUGUGGGUUAUUGUUUCGCAAGAAAUAACACCCCUCAAAACAAUAAUAACGACAACAAAUUUAUCAAAUUCAAUUUUUUUAAAAGCAGUAAAGUCUUUUCAAUUUUUGUG
This is a messenger RNA of Trifolium pratense (red clover), 2385 nucleotides long. Its product is annotated as pentatricopeptide repeat-containing protein At5g06540. The record is from RefSeq and is a predicted model, not a curated record. NCBI's taxonomy places the organism in Eukaryota, Viridiplantae, Streptophyta, Magnoliopsida, Fabales, Fabaceae. Gene Ontology annotation, molecular function: zinc ion binding; protein binding; RNA binding. Gene Ontology annotation, biological process: RNA modification. The transcript has a single exon. The coding region runs from base 5 to 1873 and encodes 622 amino acids.